Molecule: messenger RNA, 1885 nt
Organism: Geodia barretti
Lineage: Eukaryota; Metazoa; Porifera; Demospongiae; Tetractinellida; Geodiidae
Source: the annotation of a GenBank genome assembly
AUGGCUCUCUUCAGACCGAUCCGGCGAAUGCUGUCUCCCCGAGAGGGCCGCGGCCACGAGGAAACGGCGCCGGAUACCCCCGUCGCCUCCUCCCGUGCUAGACUCAGCACCGGAGACUCGGAAAGUGUCGUGGAGAACGCUAUCUACAGCGAGCCGACCCCGCUAGACCGCGUGGAGCCCCAGCGCCACAGCCAUCAUCGAAUCAGCGGCGGUGAGGAUCCUCCUCUACCCCCCAGACCUCUGUCCGGUGGCGGCGCAGGCGGCGCUCAGCAGAAUUCGGAGGAACACGAGACGUACUACCAGGCCCCCGUGGACACCCUGGGCCGCGGUGUGGGUCUGGAUCCACAGGCGGCGAUGCAGCAGCAAAGAAUGACUUCUAUUCGCGAGAGAGAGCGUGCAGCAGCGGAGCGAGAGAGGAGGCGGAUGAACAUGCACGAGAGGACCUUGAACCAGAUCCAGGGAGCCGGUGGCUACCCAGUACACCUCCAAGGUAGGGUGGGAGGACUGGGACAUCGCAGAACUCGCUCAGGAGGUCACAUCAUUGACAAUGAAGAGUACAGCACGCCGUGGGACGUACAGGGGGAACAGCGACGACGUGCCUCGGGGCACAAUCCACCCAAACCAGCCCGCAACAGGAGACCAAUCCCCGCCACCCCUAACGAUGGGAGCGAUAACUCUGUUUCGCCCGUCCCACCCCGUAGCCCCGUCCAGGUGUCAGGAGAUGCCGAAUACGACGACCCGUGGGACGUGAGGAAUCGGAACAUCAGUCAGGUCAUCCCAAGCCAGCGUCACCACACCCACUCCUCCCUCCACGAACGCCGCUCCCCGCCCUCUGCCGGAGACCACCGCCCGCCCAUGCGACAGUCUGUCGGCUCCAGGACCACAGAACACUCGAGACCCCACCUCGAAGAAGUCCGACCGUCCCGCUCCCUCUCGGACUGGAAUCACCCCCGCGGUGUUCCGACGGAGCCCCCGGAACAGUUCCGACCGCGAACCAUCACCGACGUCCACCCGCCGCACUCCCUGAGCCACUCCAACCCCAGCUCCCCGAGGACGAGCUCAAUGUGUGCACCGACGCACCCCAUCCAACGAAGACCCCUGCCCGAGGAGCCCCCGGGGGGAGGCACUGGAGCUGCGACGACACCCACCUCGUGUCUGCACCUCCCUCGGUCUCCAACUCUACCCGCGCCGAACCCUCCGUCCUCUUUGACAGCCAGCUGGCUCUCGAGGAACAACUGUGGUACCAUGGGGCCAUCACCAGAGCAGAGGCAGAGGCAGUUCUGGCCAGCAAACGAGACUUUAGUUUCCUGGUCAGGAACAGCGAGAGUUGUCGCACAGACUACUCUCUCUCUAUCAGAGAUCGCUCCAGUGGAUUCAUUCACCUGAGAAUAGUCUACGAGAGGAGUGGCUACGUGUUGGGCCAGUUCAGCAGCCACUUUCAGACUGUGCCCGAGUGCAUCUUCUUCUACACUCAGCAGAGGCUCAACAUUAGGGGAACUGACCACAAAAAACUGCGAUACCCAGUGCCCAGGGAUCACUAUAAACCGUGACAUGCGGUGGCUCCUGGAGCUACACAACGUCAUAGUGUGCAUUAUUUGAGAAUUGUUCUGUACCUUAUCUACUACAGUAUAUACUGUACAUGAAUCACCCUCCGUGUAUUGCAAAUGAUGUGUGUGUGUGUGUCUGUCUGUGUGUGUGUAGGUAUGGUACAUGGAGUACAUAGCCUUGAUACUGUGUACUAUGUAUGUGUACAUCUCACCUGUAUGUAUGUCUAGAACAUUGUGUGUGAAACCAAUAUUGUCUACCACCCUCAAUUAUGCAGGUUAAUGAAAUAUGAAUAACAUCAGUGAAAAAUUAUUCAAAAUCGGUCUGUGAAUCCUACUGA